AUGUCAGUGUUCGAAAAUGAAGGAACGGCAGUGUGCCUCAAUACGAGUGAGGUUUCCGACCAAGUUCUCAGUGAGGUUGAUGAGGAUAUGUCUGGUGCAGAACGGGAUUUAGCAGAAGACGCGCAAUGGAAGAGAAUACAACAGAACACGUUUACGAGAUGGGCAAACGAACAUCUUAAAACUGUUAAUAAGCAUAUUCAAAAUUUAGAAACGGAUUUAUCCGACGGCUUGAACCUUAUAACACUUGUUGAAGUUUUGGCCGGAAGAAAACUUCCCAAACAUAAUAAAAAACCCAAUUUUAGAUCUCAAAAACUUGAAAAUGUUUCUGUGGCGCUUAAAUUUUUAGAAGAAGAUGAAGCUAUCAAAAUAGUUAAUAUAGAUUCUACAGACAUUAUUGACUGCAAGCUAAAAUUAAUUCUUGGACUAAUAUGGACGUUAAUUUUACAUUACUCAAUUUCCAUGCCCGUUUGGGAUGGGGAAGACGAUUUAACAAAUGGAGAAAAGGGAGCCACUCCAAAACAAAGACUCCUUCACUGGAUUCAAAGCAAAGUAAAUGAUUUGCCAAUAGGAAAUUUUACAACAGACUGGAAUGAUGGAAAAGCCGUUGGAGCUUUAGUAGAUUCUGUUGCUCCUGGACUUUGUCCAGAUUGGGAAGAUUGGGAUCCGAAAAAUUCGUUAAAUAAUGCAACGGAAGCCAUGAACUUAGCUGACGAUUGGUUAAACGUUCGUCAGUUAAUUAAGCCUGAAGAACUUGUAAAUCCAAACGUAGACGAAUUGUCAAUGAUGACUUAUUUAUCACAAUAUCCAAAUGCAAAAUUGAAAAGUGGAGCACCCUUGAGACCGAAAAGCGAUCCCCAUCGAGUUAGAGCUUACGGUCCUGGAAUAGAGCCUCGCGGAAACGUUGUUGGAACUCCUUGCAAUUUUACUGUAGAAACUUUUUCUGCCGGUAAAGGAAACGUUGAAGUUAUGGUUAUUAACUCUCAAGGCCAACAAGAACCUGUAAAUAUCAAGUAUAAUAACGACAGAAAUAUGACUUACAGUGUUUUUUACAUUCCUCAAAUGGAAGGUAAUUAUAAAAUUUUUGUGAAAUACGCGGGGAAAGAUAUAUCGAAAUCUCCGUUUCAAGUAUUUGUGGAAGAUGGACCGGGAGACGCGUCCAAAGUUACUGCAUUUGGACCAGGGCUUGAACCCGAAGGCAAUGUUGCGAAUCGAACGCUUCAUUUUGAUAUAUCCACCAAAGAUGCCAAAAAAGGUGUUCCCGAAGUUAUCAUUCUCGAUUCAGCAGGAGUAAAGAGCACUGUUCCAGCAAAAGUAUGGCAAGUUUCACCGGAGCUUUGGAGAUGUGAAUACACACCUCAUUCUGUCGGAUUGCAUUCCAUUAAUAUUUUAUUCGCCGGACAACCUAUUCCACAUAGUCCUUAUGGAGUUCGCAUAUCACCAGUUUCGGAUGCCAAAAAAGUUAGAGUAACUGGUAGAGGAGUUCAAGCUACGGGUGUUCGGGUGCAAGAUGUGGCUGAUUUCAAAAUCCAUAUGGAAAAAGCUGGAGAAGGUACUCCCGAAGUGCGGGUUAUAGGACCAGGCGGUGUUAACGAGCCGGUAAAAAUUCAAAAACUCGACAAAUUCACGUAUGAGGCGGCUUAUAAACCGAGGAAAGAAGGAAGACAUGUUGUUAUGAUAACUUUAGCGGAACAAGAAAUUCCUCGCUCUCCUUUUGAAGUUAAUGUUGGACCUUAUAAAGAAACUAAUAUUAAAGCUUACGGACCUGGAUUAUCAGGAGGUGUUGUCGGGUGCCCCGCACUUUUUACUGUUGAAACCAACGGGGAAACUGGAGCAUUAGGGUUUAGUAUCGAAGGCCCAUCUCAAGCAAAAAUAAAUUGUAAAGACAAUGGGGAUGGUUCUGCGGAUGUUUGCUAUUUUCCGACUGCUCCUGGUGAAUACGCCGUCCAUAUUCUUUGCGACAAUGAAGACAUCCCGAAAUCUCCUUACAUGUCUAAUAUUCUUCCCGCAGAAAAUUUUUACCCCGACAAAGUUGAAUGCAGUGGACAAGGAUUACAAGAAAAUGGAUUGAUUUCAGGACAAAAAACUAAUUUUAAAAUUGAUACGAGAAAAGCGGGAAAAGCUCCUCUUGACGUUGAAAUUUUAGACAAAAAGGGGGUUCCCAUAGAUUCUUUUAUAACCGAAAAUAACGAUGGUACUUAUACUUGCACAUAUACUCCGACGGAUUCUAAACACACUAUUCAGGUUAAUUACGGAGGAGUUGCUGUAAAAAAUAGUCCGUUUAGAAUUAACGUCGGUGAAGCAACAUUUAUUGACCGUAUACGAAUUUACGGACCUGGCGUAGAAAAAAACGUUAAAAGCAAUAAUCCCACUCAUUUCACUGUUGAUUGCAAAGAAGCUGGUGCAGGUGAUCUGCGAUUGUUCAUGGUGAAUGAAAACAAAAGCGAAGUGCCACUUAAGGUGACCGACGUGGGAAAUAAAAUUUAUGUCGUCGAAUAUUAUCCUUCCCUUCCCGGGAUUCACACACUUACUGCGUAUUACGGUAACGCACCAAUUUUACCAAAUCCAUUGAAAAUCCCAGUUUCUCCUCACGUGGAUCCGUCGGCAAUCAGAGUAGAUGAUUUCAAUAAAAGUAAGAUUUAUUUAUUACUCAUAUUUUUUUUUUUUUUGAAAUUUAAAAGGGAUAUAAUAGAACCAUGCGAUCAUUAUUUAGUUAACAUAUUAUAUUUAAAAAAAUUAAUCAUAAUCAGACGAUUAUUGGCCUGUGUGAGAGCAUCAGGCUUAGGCUUAAGUAGAGGAUUGGUGAGAUACCCCGCUGAAUUCAUAAUAGACACGAGGGGAGCCGGACAAGGAAGUCUUGGGGUAACCGUAGAAGGCCCCUGUGAAGCUGCCAUUAACUGCCGUGAUAACGGCGACGGAACGUGUUCGGUAGCUUACCUACCGACUGAAUCUGGAGAUUAUGUCGUUAACAUAACGUUUAAUAACGAGCACAUACAAGGAUCUCCCUUUCAAGCCAUUAUUUUAUCAGAUGACGAUAUCAAAGACAUUGAAGUCUCUGGAAAUGGAAUUCAGUAUGAGGGUGUGUAUGUUGAUUCACCGACAAAUUUUAUUAUCGAUUCUCGAGCUGUCAACUGUCAAACAGAUGGUAAAGUAACAUGUAAUAUAAUGAAUCCAUCGGGAAAAAAAACGGAAAACGUGAUUUCACCCAUGAUGGAUGGAAUAUAUAAAGUCAGUUACACUCCUUUUGAAGAAGGUGUUCACACAAUCGAUAUUUUAUACGAUGGAAUUCCAAUAUCCGGAUCUCCGUUUUUAGUAAACGUUCAACGGGAAUGCAGUCCUAAAAAAUGUCGAGCAUACGGACCGGGAUUGCAAAAAGGUGCCGGAACUGGUGGAUUAGGUUUGACAAUAGAAGGACCAUCGGAAGCUAAAGUAACGUGUAAAGACAACAGAGAUGGCUCUUGCACCGUGGAAUAUGUUCCCACCGAACCUGGAGAUUACGAUGUCAGCAUAAAAUUUUCCGAUCAACACAUUACGGGGUCGCCAUUUUCCGUCUCGAAUCAAGUAAUUGCAGGAGUCAAGUUCCUUCCACUUUUACCAUUGAUGCGUCUAAAGCAGGGAAAGCUCCUCUCGGGGUUGAUAUAUCCACAACUGAUGGUAAUAAUAAUAAUAAUAAUAAUAAUAUUUUUUUGCCCGUUAAAAUCUGAAAUUAAAGACAAUGAAGAUGGAACUUUUACAGUUUUUUAUGUUCCUCCCGCGGAAGGAGCAAAUAUUAGCGCAAGAGUUACUUACGAUCAUAAAGAUAUACCUAACAGUCCGUUUUAUUUAAAUGUUUUACCCACCGUGGAAACGGAUAAAGUAAAACUUAGAGGUCCAGGUAUUUCAAACAAAGGAAUUCCCGCAUCCGUUCCAACUGAUUUCACGAUUGAUGUAUCCGAUGCUGGAUAUGGAGAUUUACAAGUACAAGUUUUGGGACCGGAUGGAUAUCAAAAAAAAGUAAAAAUUUUGGAGGAAGGAAAUGGUAUAUUUAAAGCUACGUACACUCCGGACGAUUGUGGAAAGUAUAAAAUCAAUGUUAAAUAUGGCGGAAUGGAUUUGCCGGUUUCUCCAGUUAACGUUCAAGCAGUUGCUACGGGAAAUGCUGAAAAAUGUCAAAUCGUGGAAGGAAUUCAAAGAAAUUUAACGAGUGGCGAAGAAUAUUGCAUUACCGUCAAUGCUAAAAACGCCGGAUACGGAGCCGUGACGUGUAAAAUCCGUUCUUCUUCUGGAAGUGAUUUAGAUAUUGAUAUUGAAGAUAACGGAGAUGGAACGUUUAAAAUUUAUUACACGGUUCAAGAUGCUGGAGAAUAUACAAUAAGUAUUAAAUUUGGCGGUCAACCCAUUCCCGAUGGAUUUUACAGUUUUACGUUAUUAGAAGUCACGUGA
Messenger RNA from Pediculus humanus corporis (human body louse), 4419 nucleotides. RefSeq lists its product as uncharacterized. Bases 1 to 4419 code for a protein of 1472 amino acids. The record is from RefSeq and is a predicted model, not a curated record. The transcript is spliced from 24 exons. Gene Ontology annotation, molecular function: actin filament binding. NCBI's taxonomy places the organism in Eukaryota, Metazoa, Arthropoda, Insecta, Psocodea, Pediculidae. Gene Ontology annotation, biological process: actin cytoskeleton organization.